Molecule: messenger RNA, 1606 nt
Organism: Suillus paluster
Lineage: Eukaryota; Fungi; Basidiomycota; Agaricomycetes; Boletales; Suillaceae
Product: voltage-dependent anion channel
Exons: 5
Coding region: 65-1387 (440 amino acids)
Biological process (GO): sulfite transmembrane transport; transmembrane transport
Cellular component (GO): plasma membrane
Molecular function (GO): sulfite transmembrane transporter activity
Source: RefSeq, a predicted model, not a curated record
CUUCGCAGAAGCUCCGAUCCCCACAAUUUUGAGAUUCGAGAGCUUCACAAGUUGAUACGACACGAUGGCCAGUUUCAUGUGGAGACGAGGUGUGCAGUCGGGCAAGCGUCACACGCCUGACUCACACGGUCCUGACACCAGUACUAGCACGAUGAGUAGAAAUGUCGGCACUGACGCUACUCUUCGUAAGAAAUCACUGAAAGAUGUUGUUCGACAUUUUACUCCAGCAUGGUUUGCUGUCACUAUGGGGACUGGCUCAAUCGCCAUACUUUUCCACAAUUUUCCUUAUGCCAGUGGUUCGCCUGUAAUGCGAGGAUUUACACUUGCCUUCUUCUUCUUCAAUCUCGUGCUCUUUCUGCUCUUCAGCAUCAUCACUGCGGCUCGAUACAUCUUCUUUCCUGGCAUCUGGUUUAAUAUGAUACGGCAUCCCGUACAGAGCUUGUACAUUGGCACGUUUCCGAUGGGCGCAACAACGUUAAUCAACAUCGCCAGUACCGAUAUAUUCCAAACAUAUGGUUUCGGAGGAAAGCCGUUUCUUUAUACGGUGUGGGCAUGUUGGUGGAUCAAUGUCGCAAUUUCAUUGGCAUGCUGCUUUGGGAUGAUACACAUUAUGAUCUCUCUCCAACAACAUUCUCUCAAGUCUAUGACAACUAUUUGGCUUCUUCCUGUUGUGACACUUGUCGUCGCAUCUUCUUCUGGAGGCGUGCUCGUGCCGGCGCUUCAGGUCUAUUCCCCCUCGUAUGCGUUGCUCACAGCGACGUUCUCCAUGUGCAUGGUUGUAAUAGGUCUUAGCCUUUCCCUGAUGCUACUCACCAUAUAUGUCCUUCGGCUGGUCGUAUAUGGUUACCCCACGGGUGCAUCGAUCCUGUCCGUCUUUCUUCCCGUUGGUCCUUGUGGACAGGCAGCAUACUCGUUCUUAAGGCUGGGGUCCGCUUUCCGCUCGCUGUUACCUCUGAGUUAUGGCGAUCCAGGCGGAGUGUUGCGGCAGCCUGGAACAGGUGCAACAGUGGAGGUGAUAUGCGUGGUUGGCGCUCUGGUGCUAUGGUCGCUGGCGAGCAUGUGGAUAGUCUUUGCUAUGCUCGGUCUCGGUUACACCCUUCGACGGGAACGCAUUGACUUCCGACUGUCAUUCUGGGGGACUGUCUUUCCUAACGGGGUCUACGCAAAUCUCAACUUCACCUUGGCAACAACAUUUUCCUCGGCGUUCUUUCGCAUAUGGGGUUCGAUAUAUGCGGUUGGUACGUUGGUGUUGUGGGUGUGUAUUGCCUUGCCUACAAUACGGAUGAUCCCAAGCGGUCGUAUAUUCGACGCGCCGUGUCUGGAAGAGGUCAUGAUAGGGGAAACGGUGAGGGAAGCAGGGAAAAGCGGAGAUGAUUUAACAAACUGAACGUCAUGUCGGAGAGAUGUAGAUAUGUUCAAGACUCACUCGGUUCAUUUUCGGAGGUGAAGCAUCUAGCAGGUCUACCUGCCUUGUAGUAACGAAAUAUAGACUUGGCUUGUACUUCAGUACUGCCAGAAGGCUACAAAUGCGCCUUCGAUAUUAUUAAAGUUCGUCGAUCUCUGAUGUGUUCCGAGUCUUAUGAAUAGAUCGCUUUUUCAAUGAUUC